Molecule: messenger RNA, 4028 nt
Organism: Malaya genurostris
Lineage: Eukaryota; Metazoa; Arthropoda; Insecta; Diptera; Culicidae
Product: phosphatidylinositol 4,5-bisphosphate 5-phosphatase A
Exons: 10
Coding region: 1356-2990 (544 amino acids)
Biological process (GO): phosphatidylinositol dephosphorylation
Cellular component (GO): plasma membrane; cytoplasm; ruffle
Molecular function (GO): phosphatidylinositol-4,5-bisphosphate 5-phosphatase activity
Source: RefSeq, a predicted model, not a curated record
UACAUUAUGAAGUGUCAGUCGAGUACGAAACGUGAUUGCGGGGUGUACAACAUAGUGGUUGUAGCUUUUUCAUGACCAGUGGGAAAUUGAAGUGAGUGAUAAAUAUUUGCGAAAAAUUUCAAGGCAUUUUGUUGAGAUUCGUCUUUCUCGCUCUUGUUCAAAGUGUCAAGAUUCGAUGACGAGUUUUAGUGAUGAUCGCUAAUCGUGGGAGAGCCGUUGAGUAAAUCAAUGAUGGAUCGAAAAAGUGAGGUGAAUAAAUCUAAAAAUAGAGUUCCAAAACGUAAAGGGUUCGUCUGAAUAAGUGCAAUAAAUGAGUUGAAAUAAGAAGUGAAAAAUUGUGACUGUUUGUGAAAAAAGAAGAACACGUCGAAUGAAGGAAUAAUAUAAAUAAUAGUAGAUUGAACUAUGAUUGGGGCGGUGCGAAUGAAGAGAGCACAUUUUCACAGUGAUAAUAAGCAUGUGGUGUCAAGCGCGAGCGUAAUUUUUAAGUCGGCGGUAAUGCCUCUGAAACUGCGAACGUGAACGGUUCCAUACGUCUGUCAACAGACAAAUAGAAAAAAUUUUACAAACAGUACUGCUGAAUUGUCAAAAUGUGUCCAUCCGAUUGAGGUUAGUAGUGACGAUAAAAAACCUAAUAAUUUUGAAAAAUAAGUUGAAAACCGCAUCCGAUAAGAAUAUGAACUCAACAUAGAGAUAUAUUCGGAAUUAACAUAUCAACAUAGAUAUGACAUACGAUCUAUUCCAUAGUAUCGGUUCAGCGGAUAGAACAUGUGUGACAAAACUGUCGAUUGUGGUGAACUUGAACACUUCAAGGCAAUCUUGUUGAAUACAAUACCACAGAGAAAACUAGCACUCGAGUGAACGGAUGUUGGUAUGUGGGUUUAGUUUGCAGCAACAGUAGUAAUAACGCUUCAACCUUUACGAUUAACCAAAUGAACGAUAAGGAAAAUGUGCCUCAAUAAGCUGAUAAGAUAAUUCAUCCAGUGUCCAAUACAAUUUAUCACCGCAGUGUGUCGCACAUUUACAAUUUCGGUUGGUGUUUGUUUAAAUCUAUAGUCAACGGCGACCGACCACUAUAGAAAAGUGACAGAUUGAAAUACUACCUUCUUCACAAUCAAGAGAAUUUGCGGCGUCAUAAUUGUGUAGAGUGACAAAUAUUUUUCAAUCUAAAAAACAUCGUUGAAUUGUUCCAGGUGUAAUUAGGUGUUUUAUUAGGCGGCGUCAUCGUAGUCGUCUUCUUUUUGGAUGCGUGGAAGUCCAAUGCAAAUAAUCGUUUUGCAUUACUUGUAGCAGUACGAAAAAAAGUGGAACACCUAAUAGUGAGACAAACGACUUGUCAGCUGACUGGUAUUAAAAUGAGUCCUAGUGGCAAUAAUUGGGAUGUGAAUUUUUCUAUAUCGACUCUUUUCAGACUGUACAUAGUAACCUGGAACGUGGGCACCAAAUUUCCUGAGAACCUUUCACUUCAUAAACUACUGGGGUUGGACCUAACAUCUGGACAUGAAGCAGAACUUCCGGAUUUUUUCGUCGUCGGUUUACAAGAAGUCAAUGCUCAACCACAAAACACGCUAUACAAUCUGUUUAAGGAUGACUUGUGGACCCAAAAGUUCAAAGAGCUGCUCAAGGAGCGAGACUAUGUUGUGAUAAAAACGGAACAGAUGCAAGGAUUGCUGCUGUCAGUAUUCGCCAAACGGAAACAUUUGCUGCACUUGCGACAGAUUGAAACCGAAUACACCCGAACGGGAUUGGGAGGAAUAUGGGGUAACAAAGGUGCUGUUAGUAUAAGACUUAACGUUUAUGGGUGUUCUAUAUGCUUGGUUAAUGCCCACCUGGCUGCCCACGAUCAUAUGCUAGAGGAAAGGAUAAACGAUUAUGAGAAAAUAGUACAGGAACACAAAUUCCACGUCAAAACGAAAGAGACCAUUUUUGAUCAUGAUUACGUAUUCUGGUUCGGUGAUCUCAACUUUCGAUUAACAGGUGAGGCCACAACAUCAGCGGAAGAGAUUCGUGCAAUGGUGGCAAAAGAUCAGUUGAAGAAAUUGAUCGACAAGGACCAAUUGUUACUUGUUCGACGGGAAAACCGGGCGUUUCAAAAGCUCAAUGAACGUUUACCACAAUUUCCACCGACCUUCAAGUUUGAACAAGGCACCAACGAUUACGAUAUGAAGCGCCGUCCUGCCUGGACUGAUCGGAUACUGUACGCCGUAAAGGAAAACAACUACCGGAACGUGAAACUGACGGUGGAUCAAACGUCCUAUAAAAGUCAUCCCAGCUAUAGCAUUAGUGAUCACAAACCGGUAACGAGUGAAUUCACGAUCAAGUGCCAAAUCAUCUCGAAGUACGAGUUUCAUCGAAAAUAUUACGCUAACGAGCGCAACAAAAAAUACGCUUCAUUGUUGAAGGCCGACAAUCACCAGGUGGUACGUAAGCCCCAGUACAGUGGUGAGCGUUUCAAGGUCAAUCACCAACAGCGGCUCAGUUACCGGAUGGCGAUCGCCAACGGUACCGAGACCGCUGCCUCGUUGAACUCAUUCGAUGACCUCGUUUCCGAUCUGAUUGAUGGUGCACAGGUGUACGAGGACACGACGGAGCGGACGAUUGUUUUCAAACCGAUUGAGUUAUGGUCGGUGGGUGAACCAAACAAGAUCGAAUACACUAUACCAGCUGGGUUCGAGGAGAGUAGUUCCGAUUGGAUCGGUAUUUAUAGGGAGGAUUUCACAAGUUUAAGCGAAUAUCUGGCAUAUGAGUACACCGAGGGCUACAAGGAAAAGCAACAUCAACUGAACGCACAGCAACAGCAACAACUGAAGAACACCCGUACUGUUGAGCUAACGUUUUCGGAGAACGUUAGUGUACCGCUGGGUGCUCACUAUCAACUUCUGUAUUUCCAGAGCACGGGCACACGGGGAGUGACAGGUCUAGUGGGCAUUAGCAACACUUUUGCUGUGGUGAAAAGAUGUCCUUCACCAUCCUUCGAUGAUAUCGAUUAGUCGGGAAGGAAGAAUCACAGUGGAAUACACUGAAGCACCAGAUAGUUUCUCGCCGGGCACACGAGUGUGAUACUUUAUAGUCACUAAUUUUAGCUGUUACAAUGCGUGAUAAGGUUGAUUAAAUAAUUUCAGUCGUUUAGUUUUUAGUUUGCUUACAAUUUUCGAUUGAGAGAGGCCUUUUGAAUAGAAAUAUAAGUAUAGAUUCUAUUGUUUGCAAGAAGCUUAUAGUUACGGUUUAAAAGCGGCCUUUAGAAAGAUCAAUCAGAGGGCUAAUGAGUAAGGAUUUAUUGGGUUCGGAAUGAGCAGAAGUUAUUGACAUUGCAAAUAAUUGUCAAUAAAUAAUAAUGAUCGUUAAUAUUCUCUUCAAAAUCUAUUCAGCUAGAGAUUCAUCAAUAAACUGAAAGUUAAUCGAUGACUUUGUUCAUUAUUCAAAUUUUGCUUUGAAUAAAUAUCAACGUUGAACAGGAAAUUAUUGAUUCCGAUACUCACAGGGAAAUAUGACGGGUUCAACAGCAUCAAGUAUAUUUCAGCGAUCGUUUUCUUGGUUAACUUGACUAAAGAAUUUAUAGCACGUCGAAAAGUAAACAAAGUUUUCUAUUGCGAUAAAAACGUUUAGAUAAAGAUGCUCAAUGCAAAUGUUAUGUGUCCCUUACAUGAAUCCUGCAAAAGUAAUGUUAUUGCUAUAUGUACAUAAUAUUGAACAUCUAUAAAUAGCGUUGUAUCCUUGUUUGAAAAUUUCCUACAUUAUUAUUCAACGUGUGUAAAACGAUUGUUGGAAUCGAUCCGCUCCGCAAAUUGAGUCAACAGUGGACUGUUAAGCAUGGCCUUUACGCAAAAUGGUUAAUUUUCUAGUACCUUAAAAUGAAUCGCAAGUUAAUGAUUAAAGCAGCCGCCAUAAAUCAAACAACUAAAAUAUAGGAUGUGUAAGAAAUUUAAUAAGCAAAGACAUGUUAUUACGCUUGUGCACCAAAUACUUUGCAAAUAUUGUUAAAUUUGAAAGUAAGAAAAAUAUCAAUAAAACGUUUGCUGCCAACUAAA